Molecule: messenger RNA, 2915 nt
Organism: Gamsiella multidivaricata
Lineage: Eukaryota; Fungi; Mortierellomycota; Mortierellomycetes; Mortierellales; Mortierellaceae
Exons: 4
Coding region: 70-2733 (887 amino acids)
Source: RefSeq, a predicted model, not a curated record
ACCACAGGCACCUCACGCAACAUGCACCACGGAUAAAUGCAUUUUAACUGAAAAAAGCACAAGGACUCAAUGCCGCGGUAUUUAACUGACUGUGCGGCAGCACGCGGGAAAGACAGAGGUCUCAAGCAGCUGGAUUUAAUGGACGAGGCAGCUACAAUCUUGACGGUUAGGCAUGAGGCUGAAGAAGCAAAGGCCGAAUUGCGGAGCACAGGGCCUCCUUCGAGUCUGCGGCGAGACAUUUCACUCAUUAUCCCAUCCAUGAUAUCGACACAGGAAGUUCUUCAGAACCUUGGUCAAUACAGCAACAAAGGACACGUUUAUUCUGAUGAAGACGAGGAAGACCUAGUCCUGGGUCAGCGACAUAACAGUGUUCAAAACAGUGCCUCAGCGGCAACCAUCUACGAUGAAGUGAGUCCCAUCAUUCCGCCGCUCACACCGCUGCCGUCGUCCCUACCACUGGCAAUACCGUCAAAAGAGCGACAUGUCACUUCACGCCAGGCUUCUUCACACAAAAGGCAAGCAGCUCCACCACAUACGAUAAACAGUGGCGAUGGCGAUGACGACCCUAUCAUGGACUUUGAGGAUAGCGGUGACGACAAUGGCAUAGUAGACAUAAACAGCGUGGAGGAUCCGGAUCCAAUUGUCAGCAGCAUAUCACCUUCGUUAGUGUCGUCCCCUCGACACCUUAUCCGCCAGCCACUUGGUCUCAAUGCCAUUCGUCCUCUUGGUCCGCCCACAUCUCCUAGCCGCCGUUUUGUCAUCCCCUCUGCAGCAGCAAUCACGCCCGGUAAUAGAGGACAGGUCCCGGAUUCACCGAGCAAGCGACUUCGACCUAUAAGCGAACUUCCGCGCCCCGUCGCACCCCCGUUCUUGCAAAUGCAGAGAUCUCCUGGCCGUAGAGGUAUCCCAGGGUCGCCUUCCAAAAGACAGUCCAAGGGUAGAAAAGGGUCUGCUCAUGCAGAUGUUCUGAUCCAACCAGUAACGGAGGCGUCGGCAGCAAGAACUACUUUAUCGCCAGCGCCGAAGAGGACUCCAACAACAAGAGUCAGUGAAAUUGCAAGAGCGCUAAAGAAUGUGCAACCACCUCCUCUACUGGCUCCACAGCUGCUGCAACUUGCAGAAGAAUCAAGACAUAGAAAAGAUCGCGAUCUGUAUGAGGACGACGAAGAGCUAGAGCCCAGAGCACGGAAGCGUGGACGACAAGGAUUGGAUAAAGGGCUGGACCAGAACAGGAAGGCGGCUCAUAUUGAAAAGGAUGCGUUGCCUGUUGCGUCUUCUGGAUGCAUGGAGCAUACUAUAAAUUCAAGUUGGGCACCGCCAUCUUAUACGGGUUCUCCAGAGCUGAGUAUGAAGGAAGAACCGAAGCUUUCCCCGGUAUCGCCACAUUCAGCAUUAGAAGUCAAGAAGCAGGUAGUGUCGGAAGAAUCUCCAGAGAAACGCAUUGCACAAUCCCCGUUCUUGGUAUCACCUCCAUCUCCAACUCUUGAAGGGAUGCGUCGGAUCAAAAAGGAGGAGUCCUCGACACCGCUACUUGGGAUGCUGAAAAAGAUGUCUGGGUCGCAGUCUUGCUUACCUACAUCACAUCCCGAGUCGGCGCAAGUGUCAAAGCAUCCUCAAGAGCAGUCGUCUCGGGAACUACUUCAACACCCACCACCGCUCUCUCGACAGGAUCAAUCCCAGGAGUGUCAUCAGAUGAAAUCAUAUCGAAAAGUACCGCAACAGCAGCGAUCUUUGCAGCCGACCAAACCGCAUGCAGAAGAGUUCAUCCCUCUUCCGACCAUUGUUCUGGAACAUGUCUCGAAGUUAACACCGAUCGACCAUAUUAAGUGGCCGCCAGCGAAAGCUGGUCGCUUUCACCUUUUUGCGCUCGUUAUGUCGAUCGGACCCGAGGAACAAAUCGUGACCAAAACCGGGCAGGCCUCUGCUAAACGUCAGCUAUCGAUAUGCGAUCAGAGUGCGACCUCGUUCAAGCUGGACUUGUGGAGGGACCGCUGCAAGUGGGCAGACAUGAUUAAGAUCGGAGACGUUGUCAUGAUUACAGACGUGCAAACUAAAGAGUAUAGACAGAAAGUAACAGGAAGUACAAGUGCCUGGUCAAAGAUGUCAAGGCUCGACGGUUCCCUUCUAGCAUCCUAUCAAGGGCAUGUCACCACCGAGUCCUGCCUAAAGAUUCUGAUUGAGAAGCGCCGCGUCCUUGCGCUGGAUCUGCUGGACAAGGACAAAGGGAUCGCGCGCGAUCCUUCGUUUUACCUAAGCCUGGGCUCGGUUCCUGCUCAACUGGGCGCUACCUUUGGCGCGACAGGUGCAGCUCUUGUAGAACAGGGAAAAGGGUGCGUCCAAGGGCGUGCGCAAAGAGGUAGCAAAGCUGGAGGGUCAGAGCUUUUGUCACUGCUGUCGACAGCGUCGAUGGUGGCCCCGCAUAUGAAUAUAUCCUCGAAUGUAUCCGCGCCAACGCCUCCUCAAUUCCUCACUGGGAGCUCUAUAAGGGCGAGUGUUGUCUUUCGGAUGCUGAGGGUCCCAGGAGACGAGAGCCAAGGAUGGGAGAUCGGAGCUGUUAUGUCCAGUGGUCGUCUUGUUAAAAUCCAAAGCCAAAAUACAUUGCCGUGGAUAAAGGACGCGUCGCCGGGGAAGUUGCUCCAUUUCUUUGGGAAAUUCAAACAGGGUUCUGACAUAUGUAAAGUGAGGCUGGCUCUGUUUACAGUAGAUGCUAUCGUGAUGGUUCACAUCAUCUGACAGGUUUUGUACAGUCCACAUAGAUGCCGAGUCAAGAGAACCGUACUGUCUUUCGGAAGGAUGGGGAAAUUCUGCAAAACAAAGUGAUCCGCGGCACUUUGCUAGCAUUCGAUUGCUGCACGAGCACGACUUCAUGGGCGACGCUGUCUUGGAUGCCUAUAUCUUAUCAGCCAGGUUCCUGG